AUGUCUUCAAUCACAUUAACUAAGGAAUCACACAAGAACCCAUCCAAGUUCAGAAUCAAGUACCAGGAUUGUAAUGCGGUGUUGGGACCUGAACAUACUGCACAAAAAAAUAUUAGUGAAAAAUUACCAACAAUUCACACUUCUUCCAAUGUUGCUAUAAUUGGUGCUGGAUUUGGUGGUAUUGGAGCUGCUAUCAAGACUAUUGAAAAGUUGAAGGAGUCAGAUGUGCAAAUCUUUGAGAGACAUGACAAUUUUGGCGGGACAUGGUAUGCAAACACAUAUCCGGGUUGCGCCUCUGAUAUUCCAGCUAUAUGGUAUUCAUUUUCGUUUGCGUUAACCUCCAACUGGAGUAGAGUGCAACCACCUCAAUACGAAAUGGAAGAGUAUAUGCUAAGAGUAGCCGAACAAUACAAGUUAAGAGACAAGACUCGUUUUCAAACAUCUAUCGACAAAUGUGUUUACAAUGAUGACACUGCAAUUUGGACGUUAUAUGCUCACGACGUCAAAACGGGUCAGAAGAUUGAACAUACAACUCGUGUCCUUUUGUCUUGUUCAGGUGGAUUAGUGCACCCAAACCAAUUGAAUGCACCCGGCCUUGAAAACUUUAAAGGAAACUAUAUGCACUCAGCAGUAUGGGAUCAUUCAGUCGAUUUCAAAGGCAAAAACGUUGUUGUAGUUGGAAAUGGGUGUUCCGCAAAUCAAAUUGUUCCAGCUUUGCUCAAUGAUCCACAAUACAGUGUCAAGUCACUCACCCAAAUUGCCAGGUCAAAGCACUACAUCAUGCCACCUGUUCCCAAAGCUUUGAUGUAUCUUUAUCGCUUGCUUAGUUUCAACUUCUAUGGAUUGGUCCUUGUUAGAUGGCUUGUGGUUCUUAUUGCGGAAUUAAGAUUCCCAUUGUACAAGGGCAAUGGAAUCAUAUCAAGGGCAAUCCGUUGGGUUAAUACUGCAGUCUCUGUUAGAUACAUGAAGAAAUAUGCUCCUAAAAAGUAUUGGAACUUAGUAAUCCCUGACUACAAAAUUGGAUGUAAACGUUUGAUUUUUGAUUACCAGUACGUUCCUACGUUAAACGAUCCAAGGAUCACCCUCACAAAUGUUGGUAUUAAGAGAGUGGUUGAAGAUGGAAUUAUAUUAGACAAUGAUGAGUUUGUCAAGGCAGAUAUAAUUGUUGCUUGUACCGGUUACGAUGUUAAGCAAUCGAUGAAACUUCCAUUAUUAACUACUAAAGGAUACAACGGUCAGGAAAUUUGGACAAAGGAGGGUAUUAGUGCAUAUCGUACCACCUUGAUGAAGCACAUGCCAAAUUUAUUUGUUAUUGGUGGUCCAAAUUCAGCAACUGGCCAUGCAUCAGUUGUUAUGGCUCUCGAAAACGGUAUCGAUUACUAUGUCAAAGUGGCUAAACCCAUUCUUGAAGGAAAGGAGAGGUCUGUUGUGGUGAAACCAGAAGCAUAUGACAAAUGGCAUAAAGAUAUUCAAGAAGAGUUGAGUAAGAGUGUUUUUGGCACAAAAUUCGGAGGUUGUGUGUCAUGGUACAGCGAUGAGAAAGAAAAUGCAACUGCAUUUGCUUGGUCACAAUUGUACUACUGGUAUAUUACUCAUUUCCCAGACUACAAUGAUGUUGUUUACGAACAUUUUAAUAAGAAAAGAGCCUAA
Molecule: messenger RNA, 1650 nt
Organism: Lodderomyces orthopsilosis Co 90-125
Lineage: Eukaryota; Fungi; Ascomycota; Pichiomycetes; Serinales; Debaryomycetaceae
Product: flavin-containing monooxygenase
Exons: 1
Coding region: 1-1650 (549 amino acids)
Molecular function (GO): flavin adenine dinucleotide binding; NADP binding; N,N-dimethylaniline monooxygenase activity
Source: RefSeq, a predicted model, not a curated record